AUGAAUAUUUUGGUUUUUCCUUAUCUUCUGCUGGGUGUUCUCCUUGUGAGGAGUGAGAUUCAUCUUCUUGUGUAUGAUGUCCGCUUUUUUCUGCUGGAUUUUCCUUGUCUGAAGGUUGAGAUUCUUUCUCAGGUGGAUGUUCACCAUCUUGUGGUGGAUGUUCCACAUCUGAAGGUGGAGAUUCAUCUCCGGGUGGAGGAUGUUCACCAUCUUGUGGUGGAUGUUCUACAUCUGAAGGUGGAGAUUCAUCUCCGGGUGGAGGAUGUUCACCAUCUUGUGGUGGAUGUUCUACAUCUGAAGGUGGAGAUUCUUUCUCAGGUGGAUUUUCACCAUCUUGUGGUGGAUGUUCCACAUCUGAAGGUGGAGAUUCAUCUCCGGGUGGAGGAUGUUCACCAUCUUGUGGUGGAUGUUCUACAUCUGAAGGUGGAGAUUCAUCUCCAGGUGGAGGAUGUUCACCAUCUGAAGGUGGAUGUUCUACAUCUGAAGGUGGAGAUUCUUUCUCAGGUGGAUGUUCACCAUCUUGUGGUGGAUGUUCCACAUCUGAAGGUGGAGAUUCAUCUCUGGGUGGAGGAUGAUCACCAUCUUGUGGUGGAGAUUCAUCUCCGGGUGGAGGAUGUUCACCAUCUUGUGGUGGAUGUUCUACAUCUGAAGGUGGAGAUUCAUCUCUGGGUGGAGGAUGUUCACCAUCUUGUGGUGGAUGUUCUACAUCUGAAGGUGGAGAUUCUUUCUCAGGUGGAUGUUCACCAUCUUGUGGUGGAUGUUCCACAUCUGAAGGUGGAGAUUCAUCUCCGGGUGGAGGAUGUUCACCAUCUUGUGGUGGAUGUUCUACAUCUGAAGGUGGAGAUUCAUCUCCGGGUGGAGGAUGUUCACCAUCUUGUGGUGGAUGUUCUACAUCUGAAGGUGGAGAUUCAUCUCCGGGUGGAGGAUGUUCACCAUCUUGUGGUGGAUGUUCUACAUCUGAAGGUGGAGAUUCAUCUCCGGGUGGAGGAUGUUCACCAUCUUGUGGUGGAUGUUCUACAUCUGAAGGUGGAGAUUCAUCUCCGGGUGGAGGAUGUUCACCAUCUUGUGCUGGAUGUUUCUCAUCUGAAGAGUGAGAUUCUUCCUUAGGUAGAUGUUCAUUAUCUUGUGCAGAGUGUUCUCCAUCAGAGGAAACUUCUUUUUCUUCUCCUUUCCCAGCACUGUCACUACUUUGGUCAGUAGAGUCAGGUAAAGCAACAUCUUCAUUGCUACCAGUAUCAGCUGC
This is a messenger RNA of Myxocyprinus asiaticus (Chinese sucker), 1243 nucleotides long. RefSeq lists its product as uncharacterized. The transcript has 4 exons. NCBI's taxonomy places the organism in Eukaryota, Metazoa, Chordata, Actinopteri, Cypriniformes, Catostomidae. Bases 1 to 1107 code for a protein of 368 amino acids. The record is from RefSeq and is a predicted model, not a curated record.